AUGUCCCAUCACCUAGUAACAGUAUGCAUGUUCUGCCUAUUAUGCGCAGCGCACACCUGCGGCUCGCACAUAGACAUACAAAAAGACGGUAUCCUAACUUACGACUCAAAUAUCAAAGAUGUGGACCAUCUGAAUAUAGACUUAGAAGAAAAAAGAAAAUUGUCACCAAGAUAUCAUCAGAAAUUAUUGAAGAUCAGACAAGGGAGGGCGAAAAGGGAAACCAAGAUUAAUCCAGACACAUAUAUAAAGCAAAUAUUUCGAUUGUAUGGAGAUGCAAGUACAAUGACAAUGAAUUUAACAGGAUUUAAUAGGAUGCUGGAUAAACUGCAGCUGGAUAAAUUAAUUAUGGGUGGACCGAAGAUCGAUGGGAAAAGAUACUUCCACGGAGAGAAAGAGACCACGUAUAAUUGCAUGAACAGUUCAGAUCUAGUUACAACAGUGAACACACGGUUACAACCUCACGAGGAUCUCGCACACUCCCACGCACAUGAUCACGAACACGAGCACUUAUUUGAUGCAGAUCAUGAUGCAGAACCAAUCGUAUCAGAAUCAACACUUCAAAGCAUAUGCCCUAUACUCCUGUACCAGAAAGUAGCAGACAAUUCUUUAGAAAGUACAGGAUGUGUCAUAGAAAAAAAUAUAGGGACGAGAACAGAAACAAACUUGAAACAUGUUGAUAAGGAGUUUGGAGAGAAAAAUAUGUAUGCUGUAUGGUUGUACUCAUCCCUCAGUAUAUUUGCUAUUAGUGCGUGUGGUCUUUUAGGAGUAGCCGUCAUUCCCAUCAUGCAUAAGACAUAUUACAAUCAUCUUCUACAAUUCCUAGUCGCAUUAGCUGUUGGUACGUUGUGUGGAGAUGCCUUACUCCAUCUUAUGCCGCAUGCAAUGAGUCCAGUUCACGAUCACCAUAAUCCUCAUGGCACUGAAGUAGACACGAGGGAAUCACACGAUUCUGGAAUGUGGAAAGGUUUGGCAGCUAUGCUUGGAGUAGUCUUCUUCUAUUUCACUGAAAAGGGCCUAACUGUUGUCGUGGAGUGGAGGAAACGUCGUCAGAAGCUCGAGGAAGAUAAACUACCUUCAAGAGUUCGUGUCUUGAAAGAUGAACCUGGUGGAGGAUGUUCAGGUUCGAAGGCAUCUAAUUCUACAUCGAAUACUCUGAUGAAGAUAUUCAAGAAGGAUGAGAAGGGGGAUCCUACUACAAAGACUUGUAAACAUAAGUAUUCAGAGUAUCCGUAUUGUUAUGAUGAAAUUGAUACGGACACGCACGAUGACCAUCAUUUGAGAGAUGGGAUCCCAUCCAGUCCAAAGCAUUCGAAGAAGCAUAAUAAUUCUGUCAGUGUGGUUUCUUCAAAUGCCCUGAAUAAUGCUGAGGCAAAAGAGGAACCCACAGCAAAGGACUGGCUGCUGAAGGGUGAAGGGGCUUCUGUGGUUGAGAUGAACAAUAUGAAGCAUAAGGAUGAUGGAAAUAAGGAUCUGAAAGACGGUGACAGCUAUACUGUCAUUUUGAGGGAGCACUCCAGAGCCCACCACGGCCACUCCCACGCACACGGGCACGUCCAUGCGCCGCCUUCGUCUAUUGCGUCUGUUGCGUGGAUGGUCAUCAUGGGUGAUGGGCUACACAAUUUCACUGAUGGAAUGGCGAUAGGUGCUGCCUUUGCUUCAAACAUAGCGGGUGGUUUCUCGACGGCCAUUGCUGUGUUAUGUCACGAAUUACCCCACGAAUUAGGUGACUUCGCCGUCCUGCUGAAGGCCGGCAUGUCGGUGAAGCGCGCGGUGUGCUACAACAUCCUGUCGUCGGGGCUGUGCCUGGCCGGCAUGGUGGCGGGCGUGCUCGCCGGCCACGCGCCCUCCGCCACGCGCUGGCUCUUCGCCGCCGCCGCCGGCAUGUUCCUCUACAUCGCGCUGGUCGACAUGAUGCCUGAACUGAGCACUUCACAUAGCAAUGAAGGCACCCUCUGCCAGUGCAUACUGCAGCUAAUGGGCCUCGCCACGGGGAUCGGCAUAAUGCUGGUCAUCGCUCUGUACGAGGAGGACCUGAAAACAUUAUUUGGCUAA
Messenger RNA from Arctia plantaginis, 2052 nucleotides. Lineage: Eukaryota; Metazoa; Arthropoda; Insecta; Lepidoptera; Erebidae. The record is from the annotation of a GenBank genome assembly.